GGACCCACCGCCGGAAUGUGGCCUAGUUCCACUAGGUCAAUCAACUACGGCCUGUCACCGGAUAUGGGCAUGGUGGGUCUCCGUGACUUGUUCGUGGUGACACCUGCUUCAUCUUUCCACCACCACAAUCACCACCACCAUGAGGCUGUGAUGUCGGAUCUUCACUUCAUGAACGGUGGUUCCAACCCUGCCACUGCACUUGGUGUUGGUGUUAUCCCUGUCCUCACUUCAACUCCAUGCGUUGCCCCUCCUAACAUAAACAUGGACGACGAGAACCUCAUAGGGAAUCGUGGCCGUGGAGGGGGAAUUCAGUUUUGGCAGGACCAUGAAUCUCAACAACAACAACAACAUAAUCACUAUUUAAAGAAGCAUGCUCUUCUUGAGCACAAUAAUAGCGAUGACAAUUUAGUACGAAGUGGUAGUGGUGGUGGUGGAAUAACAACUUGCCAAGACUGUGGAAACCAGGCGAAGAAAGGUUGUAGUCAUAGAAGGUGCAGGACAUGCUGCAAGAGUCGUGGUUUUGAUUGCCCUACUCACGUGAAGAGCACGUGGGUUCCGGUGGCACGGCGGCGGGAACGACAGCUCAUGGCGGAGGCUACUACUGCUGCUGCCGCGGGGUCUAGUGGUUCAACUUCUGGCACCAAGAAACCUAGGCUCAUUGCUUCAAACACCACAACAACAUCUCAUACUUCGACUUCUAAUAACACUCCCCCUAGGAGCUUUGACACUAGUUCUAGCCAUCAAGAUGCGAGUUUCAAAGAGUCAUUGCCUGGUCAAGUGCGUGCACCCGCAGUGUUCAAUUGUGUCAGAGUAACGGCAGUGGAUGAUGGUGAAGAUGAGUACGCAUAUCAGGCUACUGUGAAGAUUGGUGGCCAUGUGUUUAAAGGGUUUCUUUAUGAUCAAGGGGUUCAAGAUAGAGAUGCUUAUCCUAAUCUUUCUGAACUGCAUUUGGGUGGUGGUGGAAAUGUUGGAAGUGGUAGAAAUGGAAUUUCAUCUUCAUCUCCAAUGAUUGAUCCUUCUGAUGUUUAUGCAGCUUCGGGUGGAGGGUUACUCGGAGGUUCAUCUACCUUUGGUAAUCAAAUAAAUUAAAAUGAUCCUUUCCGAGUGCAAGAUAUUAAUAGAUUGGCUUGGAAAUCCUGACACAUAUUGUAGGCUAAUUUUCUUAUUUUGCUAAUAUUGA
Messenger RNA from Gastrolobium bilobum, 1180 nucleotides. Its product is annotated as protein LATERAL ROOT PRIMORDIUM 1-like. Gene Ontology annotation, cellular component: nucleus. Lineage: Eukaryota; Viridiplantae; Streptophyta; Magnoliopsida; Fabales; Fabaceae. The coding region runs from base 16 to 1089 and encodes 357 amino acids. Gene Ontology annotation, molecular function: DNA-binding transcription factor activity; DNA binding. The record is from RefSeq and is a predicted model, not a curated record. The transcript is spliced from 2 exons. Gene Ontology annotation, biological process: positive regulation of DNA-templated transcription.